Molecule: messenger RNA, 1137 nt
Organism: Lachancea meyersii CBS 8951
Lineage: Eukaryota; Fungi; Ascomycota; Saccharomycetes; Saccharomycetales; Saccharomycetaceae
Source: the annotation of a GenBank genome assembly
AUGACUAGUGAUCAGCAAUGGUGGGCGCAAUGGAGCCCUGAUGAGGUUUCUAUAGGUAAUAAGUCGGUUUCAGAUACGUGGAAAAUUUGUACCAUUCAGGGAGUUUAUUUUGGUGCCGAGAAGCCUUUUUCUGCUCAAGGCGCUCGAAUUUCUUCCAUCUUUGUCAUAUUUUUUGUCUCGACCAUUUGUACUCUAUUUCCAGUGACAGCGGCUAGGUUCAGGGGAUCGAAAGUUCUUAACCUGACGUAUCUGUUUGCCCGCUCCUUUGGCACUGGCGUCAUCAUUGCAACAGCUUUCAUCCAUUUAUUGGACCCUGCAUACAGUUCGAUUGGCUCUGUGAGCUGUGUAGGGCUAACAGGCCAUUGGGCAGACUAUCCAUGGUGUCCUGCAAUCGUUUUAGUGACAGUUUUUGUGACUUUCUUUAUUGACUUGGCCAGUGACGUGUAUGUUAACCGCAGGUUCGGUAAGCACCAUGGCGAAAGUAGUGUCACUGCUAAGAUAAUAAAAGAUGAUCAGAAGAACUCACAAGGGCAAGAAAGCUCAAGUCCGAGUCGUCAUUUUUUACCCAACUUAGGAGGUAAUGACGAGGGAAAUGAAAAUCUCUCCGAUACUUUGUCAAGUACUUGCUCUGAGCUUACAGCUCAACCAUUUGAAAAACAAAUUGGAGCCUUUUUAACGCUCGAGCUAGGAGUGAUUUUCCAUUCAGUGGUGAUUGGUCUCAAUCUUGGAUCAACAACGGACAACUUUUAUUCUCUUUACAUUGUGCUCGUAUUUCAUCAAUCUUUUGAAGGAUUGGGCAUUGGAGCACGGUUGUCCGCAAUAAAAUUUCCCGGAAAUAGAAGAUGGUGGCCCUAUGCACUCUGUGUUGCAUACGGAUUAUCCACUCCAAUAUCAAUCGCGAUUGGUUUGGGCGUAAGAAAUGUCUACAACGGUAACUCUUUCACUGUUCACAUUGUUUCCGGAACAUUGGACGCUGUCUCUACAGGAGUUCUGAUUUAUACGGGCCUUGUUGAGCUUUUGGCUCGUGAUUAUAUCUUCAAUAGAGAGAGAACGGAUAAUGUUUUGGCACUUAUGUUCAUGUUAAGCUCAACAGUUUUGGGUGCUGCACUCAUGGCGUUGUUGGGUAAAUGGGCCUGA